Messenger RNA from Cololabis saira (Pacific saury), 1334 nucleotides. RefSeq names its product cell division cycle associated 8 (gene cdca8). NCBI's taxonomy places the organism in Eukaryota, Metazoa, Chordata, Actinopteri, Beloniformes, Belonidae. Bases 79 to 915 code for a protein of 278 amino acids. Gene Ontology annotation, cellular component: chromosome, centromeric region; chromosome passenger complex; spindle midzone. The transcript is spliced from 11 exons. The record is from RefSeq and is a predicted model, not a curated record. Gene Ontology annotation, biological process: mitotic sister chromatid segregation.
GGAGAUUUGAAAACGGCUCCGUGAAAAAGAGGGAGACAGCGAGGAGACAGCUAGGACACAGCUACGAUCAAGGCAGACAUGGCUCCCAGGAAGAGGACCACCAAGCAGCGCAGGAACGACCCGCGGGCCGCCAAGCACGAGGCUUUUCUGGAGGACUUCGACAGCGAAGUGAAGACCAGAGUGGGGCAGCUGAGGGAGAAGCUGAACCAGCUUCUGAAGAGCGUUGACAACAGCUACAACAUGGCUCUGAUCAAGAUCCCUACGGCGGUGAGGCAGACGCUCUGGAUGGACUACUGCAAGGCUGAAACCCCCAAGACUCAGGAGGUGGACACCACGAAGAGAGAAGAAGAGGCUGCCAUCGUGGAGAGCGUCGUCGCUGAGGACCACGCAGUCCUUCUGAAAAGUGUCAAGAAAACAACGAAGAAGAAGGGUGGAGCCAAAUCCAGUGCGCAAGAUGAAAACACCCCCAGCACAACGAGGAAGGCCAGAGCGACCAAAAAGCCCCCGACGACAUCAAAGAGAGCGAAGGCGCUGUCGGUGAGCCAGCAGAGCGGCACCAUCAGACGGUCCAACAGGAAACCUCUGGUGACUCCUGCCAGAAAUGUACUGGACUCCUCCCUGAUUGGGUCGACGCCCCUCAUCACCCCGCGCUUCGACCCCAGACUUCCUAGGACUCCUGCUGUGAGGGUUCCCCGCCACAAGGAGAGAGUCUACAGCAUUUCCGUCAACGGGUCUCCCAUCGGCACUGGAAAUGACGACAUCGUCAUCAAUGUCCCCAUUGGUAACGGAGAGACCGUCCAGCUGCUGGCCAGCCAGAUGGACUCGGUGGACCUGUCGCUGCUAGAUGAGACGGCUCUGAGGAGCAUCCGACUGCUGCAGGAUCGGCUCACCAAUCUGUGUGGGACGUCGCAGUGACAACCACCUGGAUGCUUUUAAAGUAAAAGGCUUUUAUUUUGAAGCUUUCACUCCAGACCUUGUCUACUCCAUGGAAUUUAACCGGUAAACCCGUUAAAACCAGAGCUGGGUAGGAAAUAGUGGAGGUUUAUCUGAAUCAUCACGCAAUCAAAGCAGAGCUCAGAUCUUCACCACAUAUGGCAGAUGAGGCAGAAUCAAACGUUGCUCUGGUCUUCACGGGUUUCAUGGAGGUUCUCAAGUGGGUGAAAGCGGCCUGAAAGUUUAUUCACCUCUGUGACAUCUUUGUCUCUGAACUUUUAAUGUGUAUAUUUUCUGAUAUUAGGUUCUUUUGUACCCUUUUUUUUCUUUGGUGUAAAUGAAACAUGUCUUGUGUUCAUUCCUUUCAAAAUACUCUUCCACCUGCUGUUUUUGUAGAUUUU